CUGGGACGGUCAGGGCGCACAGAGAGCGCAUGGGGUGGCGGGCGCACGGCCGGCCGGUCCAGCUGCACUCUCCGCACUGCUGCUGCCACCAGGGGGAACGGGAUUAUUUCAAAAACAACCACACAAGAGGAGGAGUGUUGUUGAAUAAGGGAGGCUGACAGAGAGGCCAAGGAAGAUGACUGCCGAGUUUUGUGAGCUGGUAUAAAGACUCUUGAAGGAGGCGAGAUGGCAGUGCAUGUUUUCAAAUGCCUGCGCCGGCCUGGGCGCUAGAGCGACCAACAGGUAGAAUUUGUGGUUUGAGAGAGCGAGUGAGUGAGUGAGGGGGUGAGUGUGUGCAGGCCCACCCACCGGUGUUUUGACAGGAGAGUUAUGGAAUAUGAAGAGCCCGACGUGCCCUCCGCUGACACCCCCAUCAAGAGAGGAGGCGCAGUGUCCAAGAAGAGUCAUUUGACCCAGAUUGAAGUUAUCCCAUGCAAGAUCUGUGGUGAUAAGUCCUCUGGAGUUCAUUAUGGAGUCAUCACAUGUGAGGGCUGCAAGGGAUUUUUCCGCCGCAGCCAGCUGCCUACUGUAUCUUACUCAUGCUCCAGGCAAAGUAACUGCCAGAUUGACCGAGCCAGCCGCAACCGCUGUCAGCACUGCCGUCUGCAGAAGUGCUUGGCGCAGGGCAUGAGCCGAGAUGCGGUGAAGUUCGGACGAAUGUCCAAACGCCAGCGCGACUCUCUGAUCGCUGAAGUGGAGAGGCACCGACAGCAGCAGCAACAGCAGCUUCAGGGAGACACCCAGACUGUGUUGUCCUACCCCAACAAGAACCGUCAAGACCGCUCCCCUCAACUUCUUCAGCCCAUGGCCUCGGCCUACACAUAUGGCGGAGACGGCGAGCUAUUGUCCUACCCCACUGACGUUCACCCUUAUCUGAUGUGCUCCCCGAACGACUCACAGGUGCCUGCUAUGAUCUACCGCACCUCUGGGAUCUCUCCCACCUCAAGAUCCCAAGGGAGGGGAGACAACUCUGGUCAUGCUGAUAUAAGAGGAUUUGAGUCCAGGCAACCGUCUCAUGAUAUGAUGGCGAUUCAUCCCUACAAUGCUCUUGAGGAUCCUUACAACCUGUAUCCUCACUCUCUGCGAAGCAUAGAAGAACUUUGUGCCAGCAUUGUGCGCUCCCACAGAGAGACCAGCCAGUACAGACCGGAGGAGCUGCAGGCUCUCAAAUGGAAACUCUUCAGCAGAGAGGAGAUCCAAGCCUAUCAGAGCAAAUCAGUGGAUGAGAUGUGGCAGCACUGUGCUGUCCGACUGACUGAUGCCGUGCAGUAUGUGGUGGAGUUUGCAAAACACAUCCCAGGUUUCCGGAUGCUCAGCCAGAACGACCAGAUUGCCCUUUUAAAGACUGGCUCCAUGGAGGUGGUUCUGGUCAGAAUGAGCCGGUUCUUUAACACAGAGAACAACACUGUGUUCUUUGAUGGAAAAUUUGCUGGAGCUGAGAUCUUCAAGUCUUUGGCUUGUGGUGAUUUAAUCGAGGCGGUAUUUCACUUCGCACAUGGCAUGUGUGCGUUAAAGCUGACUGAGCAGCAGAUUGCUCUCUUCAGUGCCCUGGUGCUGAUCAAUGCAGAUCGUCCAUGUCUGGAGGACAGAGGCAAAGUUCAACGAGUUCAAAGAAAUGUGGAGUUGGGCCUCACACACAUUCUCCACCGAGACAACCAAGAAAGUUUGAUGCCCAAGCUGUACCAGAGGAUGGCAGUGUUGCGCUCGCUGUGCAGUCUGCACAUGGAGAAGCUUCGCUGGUUUAGUCAGCGGUACCCGCUCACUGCUCACUCUCUGUUUCCUCCGCUCUACAAGGAGCUGUUCGCAUCAGAGGCAGAGCUGCUGCCAGGGACCACUCACUGAUGAUCUACUGGAAUAUCCAAAAACAGGCGCACACCAACUCACAUUAUUUUAAAUCUCAUGACUUUCUGGCAGAUUCUAUUUUUCUAAUAAUAAAAAAGUACACACGGUAAUUGUAGUGUGUUUUAAGUAUUACAUGACUUCCAGCAGAGCUUUUCUUUGUUAGAUGUCAAGAAGAAAUCUUGAUUUUUUUUUUUGAUUGUUUUUGAUAGCUUAAACAUAUUUUUGAUGAUUCCAGAGCAACAUAUAUUCUGAUGGUUUUUGAGAGCACGUUGUCAGUGGAGUAAAGGCUUCAUUUUUUCUCAGGUUGUGCUAUUGUGAUUUUCUCCAGUUGUAGCUUCUCUGUGUCAUGUCUUUCAGACAUACAAAUUCAAAAAGGCAGGUCAGUGCUCAUAAUUAGUGGAAACUUCAAAGUGAUAGUCCACAGAAAAUAUCAAACUCCAGAGGAAUUCAACUGUGACUUUAUAAAGUUUGUAGUUUUACCUUUUAGUGAAUUCCAGUGGAUUCUAACUAAAAAACAAAAAAAUCACAUUCUAACAAGUUAAUCCCCAAGCCAACAAACUAAUAUGCUUACAGCAAACUUUACAAGCAAAAUAACAUCACGCACUAAAAGUCAUCAUAUGCAACUACCGAGGUUGGACUAGUUUGAAAGGAAAACUUAGAUAAUCCACUUCACCACUGUGUCUUUAGCUUUGUUCCACAUUCAUAGCAGGGCUUAGAUUGUGCAAUGCUCCUCCAGGGUCAUGCACUGCCCUGCCGAGCCUGUGCGUGCUGGCUUGCAUGAAUUACAUCCCCUUCCUGUUUUUUCUCAGUUAUUUUGGCCUCAGGAGCAUUGACUGAAGCAUUGGUUUAAUGCACCUGGAAGCUAAGAAGGUCAGUCAUCCUGCCUCUUCACACUGGCAGCUUUAGUAAACCUGCUGUCCACUAAGGGUGGAAAAAUAUCAUUUAGAUGCUGAAUAAAUCAAACAACCUGCCUCUUUGUGUCUGUAUGUCUCUAAAGAGGUGUUUCUCCUCAAGCUGUCAUAGAUUGACCAAUAAAUACUACAAAGGCAGCAGUACCACUGAAAUAUUUCCCUUUAAAUGAAUCCUCACAUGCUUUUUAUAUUGUAUGAGCUGUUGCAUUAAAUGUAGAAAUAUUAAAAGGUGGAGGAAUGUACAGUAGAAAUCUGUUCUCAUUUGUGCUAACCUUUCCUCUUUUUUCCGCAUUCAUUUUUUUCUCUACAUAUCUUUGAAUAAAGCGGUGAGUAAAUGUGAAGUGUUGAAAUGUUUCUGCAUUAAUACUGUAUGUCUGGAUAUAGUCCUCUCUGCCUCUGGAACAGGUGACAUUUCAAAGAAGAUAAUUUGCUGUAAAUCUUCUAAUAAACUGCUGAAGCUGCGACACUGA
Archocentrus centrarchus (flier cichlid) is the source of this 3262-nucleotide messenger RNA. It is a transcript of the gene rorc, whose product is annotated as RAR-related orphan receptor C. Gene Ontology annotation, biological process: regulation of transcription by RNA polymerase II. The transcript is spliced from 13 exons. Gene Ontology annotation, molecular function: RNA polymerase II cis-regulatory region sequence-specific DNA binding; zinc ion binding; nuclear receptor activity. Lineage: Eukaryota; Metazoa; Chordata; Actinopteri; Cichliformes; Cichlidae. Gene Ontology annotation, cellular component: nucleus. The record is from RefSeq and is a predicted model, not a curated record. The coding region runs from base 370 to 1881 and encodes 503 amino acids.